Messenger RNA from Brachypodium distachyon (stiff brome), 792 nucleotides. Its product is annotated as E3 ubiquitin-protein ligase ATL9. Lineage: Eukaryota; Viridiplantae; Streptophyta; Magnoliopsida; Poales; Poaceae. The record is from RefSeq and is a predicted model, not a curated record. The transcript has a single exon. Bases 91 to 639 code for a protein of 182 amino acids.
UUGGCUUCAACGUACAUCCAGUAAUCCGGGUAUAAUUUGCUCAAGGCUAGCUCUUUCUGGAGAGUCGUUUGCAGUUGCACUCGCACACCAAUGGCUCAGUACUACUGGCCCCCGGGCUUUCCAUACAAUUUCAUUCCACCGCCGCCGCCUCCAUCAAAUAUUGAGCCGGAGAGCUCGUCCCACGGAAGGCUUGUCGCCGGCCUCGUCAUCGGCUUCGUGGCCUCCUUGCUCCUAUUCACCGUGUUCUGGAGCCUCUCCAAGGGUCACCGCCGUAGCCGCACCGCUCAGGCUCGCGCCGCGCGCGCGGCGGCUCCUCUGCCGCGUGAGGGCGACGACGAGCGGCAGGUCCGCCUCCGCAGGGCCAGCGCCGCGAGCCCGGCGGCCCGGCUACCGGCUUUCACGUACAGCCCGUCCGUGAAGCACAACGUGGCGGGCGGAGGAGGGGAGGAGGCGCCGUCGACGUGCUCGGUGUGCCUGGGCGCGUUCCAGGUCGGGGAGACGGUGCGGCUGCUGCCGGCGUGCCUGCACCUUCACCACGUGGAGUGCAUCGACCCCUGGCUGGACGCGCACUCGACGUGCCCGCUCUGCCGUUCCGACACCCAACCGGCCGUGGACGUCGCCCCGCGACCACCUGUUUAAUCAGGCCUUUUUCUCGGCAAGAGAUCCAUGUAAAUACGUACGUCGUCAUGGCGAAUUCUGCUGGCACCGUAGAGAUUCGCAAACGUAGCUGCUAGUUGCAGCUCUGCUUCGAUACGCCCCUUUAUUUAUUUUUUUGCUCUGUCCUUCGUUGAU